Messenger RNA from Heterocephalus glaber (naked mole-rat), 2516 nucleotides. It is a transcript of the gene Rela, whose product is annotated as RELA proto-oncogene, NF-kB subunit. Gene Ontology annotation, molecular function: DNA-binding transcription factor activity, RNA polymerase II-specific; RNA polymerase II cis-regulatory region sequence-specific DNA binding. Gene Ontology annotation, cellular component: cytoplasm; NF-kappaB p50/p65 complex; nucleus. The record is from RefSeq and is a predicted model, not a curated record. Gene Ontology annotation, biological process: canonical NF-kappaB signal transduction; cellular response to stress; cellular response to lipopolysaccharide. NCBI's taxonomy places the organism in Eukaryota, Metazoa, Chordata, Mammalia, Rodentia, Bathyergidae.
GCGGCGGCGGCGGCGGCGGCGGGCGGGCGAGCGCGGGUCGCAUUUCCGCCUCUGGCGAAUGGCUCCGCUGUAGCGCGCGCCGCGGGCUUCGCUGCGACCCCAGCCCCGCCCCCCGGACCCCAGCCAUGGACGACUUGUUCCCCCUCAUCUUCCCCCCAGAGCCAGCCCAGGCUUCUGGCCCCUAUGUGGAGAUCAUCGAGCAGCCCAAGCAGCGGGGCAUGCGCUUCCGCUACAAGUGCGAGGGCCGCUCAGCAGGCAGCAUCCCAGGAGAGAGGAGCACAGAUACCACCAAGACCCACCCCACCAUCAAGAUCAAUGGCUACACAGGACCAGGGACAGUUCGCAUCUCCCUGGUCACCAAGGAUCCCCCUCACCGGCCUCACCCCCAUGAGCUGGUGGGGAAGGACUGCCGGGAUGGCUUCUAUGAGGCUGAGCUCUGCCCAGACCGCUGUAUCCACAGCUUCCAGAACCUGGGGAUCCAGUGUGUGAAGAAGCGGGACCUGGAACAGGCCAUCAGCCAGCGCAUCCAGACCAACAACAAUCCCUUCCAAGUUCCCAUAGAAGAGCAGCGUGGGGACUAUGACCUGAAUGCUGUGCGGCUCUGCUUCCAGGUGACAGUGCGGGACCAGUCAGGCAGGCCCCUCCGCCUGCCGCCUGUUCUCUCGAAUCCCAUCUUUGACAACCGUGCCCCCAACACAGCUGAGCUCAAGAUCUGCAGAGUGAACCGAAACUCAGGGAGCUGCCUUGGUGGGGAUGAGAUCUUCCUACUGUGCGACAAAGUGCAGAAAGAGGACAUUGAGGUGUAUUUUACCGGACCAGGCUGGGAGGCCCGAGGCUCCUUUUCCCAAGCUGACGUGCACCGGCAAGUGGCCAUUGUGUUCCGGACACCUCCCUACGCCGACUCCAGCCUGCAGGCCCCUGUGCGAGUCUCCAUGCAGCUUCGGCGGCCUUCUGACAGGGAGCUCAGCGAGCCCAUGGAGUUCCAGUACCUGCCGGACACAGAUGACCGUCACCGAAUUGAGGAGAAGCGCAAAAGGACAUACGAGACCUUCAGGAGCAUCAUGAAGAAGAGUCCUUUCAAUGGACCUACUGAUCCCCGGCCUCCUCCCCGACGCAUUGCUAUGCCUUCUCGAAGUUCAACUUCUGUCCCCAAGCCAGCCCCCCAGCCCUAUGCCUUUACAUCACCCCUCAGCACCAUCAACUUUGAUGAGUUUUCCCCCAUGGUGUUACCUUCUGGGCAGAUCCCAAGCCAGGCCUCAGCCUUAACACCAGCCCCUGUCUCUGUCCUGGCCCAGAACCUGGUCCCUGCCCCCCCCAUGGCACCAACUCUGCCCCAGGCCCCAGCACCAGUCCUAGCCCCAUGCCCUCCCCAAGCUGUGGCCCCACCUGCCCCAAAGACCACUCAGUCCGGGGAAGGUACGCUGUCGGAGGCCCUGCUGCACCUGCAGUUUGAUGCUGAUGAAGACCUGGGGGCCUUGCUUGGCAAUAGCACAGACCCAGCUGUGUUCACAGACCUGGCUUCUGUCGACAACUCAGAGUUUCAGCAGCUGCUGAACCAAGGUGUAUCCAUGCCCCAACCCACAGUUGAGCCCAUGCUGAUGGAGUAUCCUGAAGCUAUAACUCGCCUGGUGACAGGUUCCCAGAGGCCCCCUGAUCCAGCUCCCACCUCCAUGGGAGCUUCAGGGCUCCCCAAUGGCCUCUCGGGGGAUGAAGACUUCUCCUCCAUUGCGGACAUGGACUUCUCAGCCCUUCUGAGUCAGAUCAGCUCUUAAGUGGGUGACACCAGCCCUGCCCAGAGCAUCAGGUUGCAGGGGAUUGAAGCCUUCCCAAAGCACUUAUGGAUUCUGGGGGGCAUGCUCCAUCUUUCCCCAACUUCCCUGGGUGAUGUCUUUCUGGGGAGCACAUUUUAUUCUUUUAUUGGCAGUAUCUAUCUCUCUCUUUGGAGGUGCUUAAGCGAAGCAUUAACUUCUCUGGAAGUGAGGGAGCUGGGAGGACUCAGACUCUUAUCCUCAUGGUCAGUUCCCUUUUAUAUAGGGACCUCUGGGUUCCCCCAUCCCCAUCCUCCAGCUUCUAGCACUCUUCUAGAGAGAGGGGCAGGCUGGAGCCAUGGCCUUUGAGGCCAAAGUCUUACUAUCAAGUGUCUUCCUUAGGUCACAGGUUAGCAUACACCUUGAUGUAAAAUCAUGCCCCUAUGACCAAUUCCUCUGUGGCACUGCCUGACACCAGUGCUUGAGGGGCUGGGUGGCCUUCCUGCCCUGCAGAGAUCUUCGCCAGCUUUCUUUGCUCAGCUGUGGCUGAAGGAAACAGAACCAAACUGGCCCUCUCUGGUAGCCUUAGGGGGUUUGGCCUGCGACUUCCUUGCUCCCUCAUUUCCUCAAGUGCCUUAAUAGAACGAAUUGUUGGGAAAGUGGGAGAGGGCAGGCUAGAAGCUCUCCAAUCAAGAUGCACGGUUUUCAAAGGAGCUUGACUCUUGCUCUUUCCACUCUGAACUAAUAAAUGUGUUACCAAGCUGGCCA